AUGUCUGAUUAUCAUAGUCAUCGUUUAUCACUUGAUGGUCAAACUUGUGUUGAACCAUCAUGUACGUCACCAGCUAAACAUCGAUGUAAACAUUGUAAUAAAGCUUAUUGUGAUAUGUGUGUUCGAGUACAUAAACGAUAUGUUUUACAAGAAAUGAAUGAUAUUGCUAGACAAAUGGAACUUAAUCGUCAACAAAGUCAAAAUGAAGUUCGUUCAUUUAUUGACCGACAACGAGCUGAUGCACGUGCUAAAGCUGAAGCUAUGCAACGCGAUAUUAUACGACGAAUCAAUGAAGCUAAUCAAAACGUUUUACAAUAUAUGGAUGAUCGUGCUCAAAUGAAAUUAUCACGUUUAGCUGAUGCAUUAAAUACAUUUGAUAAUGAUGCAUUAGAUUUAAAAUCAUCAUUAUCAGCUGAACAAUUUCUUCCAGCUAAACGUAUUAUUGAAUUACGAACAAAAUAUGCAUCAAAUAUGUUCGAUGAUAGACAUUUAUCUGAUGACAAUGAAGAAGAUUCAAAUUCAAAUUUACCAGCAGUCAAUGAACAACAACCCGAAUGGGAAAAAAGUUUUUUUGGUGAUGGAGAUAAAUAUCGAAUGUAUGAUGAAUUAAUUAAUCUUCGUGCUAAAUGGCCAUUUCUUGCACCAGCACUUACAUCAAUCUAUUAUGCAGCUGAAAAAGAUUUUUCACUUGAUGAUAUACGAACAUUUCUUGAAUAUCGACAUGAUAAAGUUUUAAAUUUAUUCAAUGAACAUUGUAAAAUAAUGGGAAAAGGACCUCAUCAUGCAACAACUGUAGAAGAUCUUUCGUUUUAUCGAUAUAAAUCGUUAGUACCCAUUAAUCAAGUACAUGAUGCUAAUUUUGAUCGUUGUUUACAUGAUACAUCAAGUAAUGAUGAACAUAAUCAAUAUCGUCAAGAUUUAGCAAAUACAAUGAGUGAAUCAAUGAAAUUGUAA
Molecule: messenger RNA, 954 nt
Organism: Adineta steineri
Lineage: Eukaryota; Metazoa; Rotifera; Eurotatoria; Adinetida; Adinetidae
Source: the annotation of a GenBank genome assembly